AUGGAUUUCGAAAAUCCCGCAGCACUGCAACGGGCCGCACAAGAUGGAAACGAAGAGCUUCUAUGGCUUCUGUUAACAAGAAGUGAUAUCAAAACAGACAGAAAGGAUACUUCAGGUCGAACGGCGCUUUUCCUGGCAGCUCAGCACGGACAUAAGCGUUGUGUUCAGAUGCUUCUUCAGAGAGGGGCUUUAAUCGAUGGAGAUGAUCAUGACGGCCAAACACCCUUAUCAUGGGUGACAGCAAGUCAAAAUCAUGGUACUGUCAAAAUCCUGCUAGAGAAAGGCGCUACAAUCAAGAAUGAUGGAAAGUUCAGCCAGAUGCUGUUAUUGUGGGCCGCUGAAAAUGGGUACGAGGCAAUCAUCGAGCAAAUGAUUAGCCGGGGUGUCACUGUUGAUGAGAAGGGCUUUCAGCUCUUGCUGCUUGAUAAAAGUGCUCUUUUUGAGGCGGAAGACGAGGUUCUACGGACACCAUUGCAUCGUGCUGCUAUAAAUGGACACCGGAGAAUCGCGACGUUUCUAGUUGAUAAAGGGGCAGAGCUUCAGGCGAGAGAUAAAGAUCUUUUGACACCUCUGCAUUUGGCCGCUCGAUGGGGACAAGAGGAGAUGGCGAGGCUGUUUAUUGAGAAGGGCGCUGAUUUGGAAGCAAGGGAUAACAACCUUUGCACAACGUUGCAUGUCGCUGUUGAGCAGGGGCAAGAGAGGAAUGUCGAGUUGCUACUUGAGAAGGGCGCACAAGUCGAUGCGAAAGAUCAAGAUGGUCAAACGCCACUGUCUCAGAACGCGAAGAUGUCUCAUCCAGAAAUUACCCGACUCUUCUUUGCGAAGUAUCCCGAACUCGAAAUUGAAAAUGAAAACCAUCGCCCACUCCUGCAAAAGGCCUCUGAGAGAGGAGAUAAAUUUCUGGCCAAGCUACGAAUGCCGAAGAGCGGAUGA
Molecule: messenger RNA, 933 nt
Organism: Penicillium malachiteum
Lineage: Eukaryota; Fungi; Ascomycota; Eurotiomycetes; Eurotiales; Aspergillaceae
Product: ankyrin repeat domain-containing protein
Exons: 2
Coding region: 1-933 (310 amino acids)
Cellular component (GO): cytoplasm; nucleus
Molecular function (GO): protein binding
Source: RefSeq, a predicted model, not a curated record